This is a messenger RNA of Annulohypoxylon truncatum, 798 nucleotides long. Its product is annotated as histone H4.1. The transcript is spliced from 3 exons. The record is from RefSeq and is a predicted model, not a curated record. Gene Ontology annotation, biological process: nucleosome assembly. Lineage: Eukaryota; Fungi; Ascomycota; Sordariomycetes; Xylariales; Hypoxylaceae. Gene Ontology annotation, molecular function: DNA binding; protein heterodimerization activity; structural constituent of chromatin. Gene Ontology annotation, cellular component: nucleosome. Bases 170 to 481 code for a protein of 103 amino acids.
ACCACUUAAAAGCCCACUCCCUCUCCCCCGUCCUUCUUGCAACUCUUCCUCUUUUCCUUAUUUAUCGAUCUAUCUCUACCCAGGUUAUCAUCAGCCAUCAACAAUUACCACAAAUCAAUCACUUCUCAUCACUAAAGUAUCACCAAACCAAUAAUAAACAUCAGCCAAUAUGACUGGACGCGGCAAGGGCGGCAAGGGUCUCGGAAAGGGUGGCGCCAAGCGUCACCGCAAGAUUUUGCGUGACAACAUUCAGGGUAUCACCAAGCCCGCUAUCCGACGUCUCGCUCGUCGUGGUGGUGUCAAGCGUAUCUCAGCCAUGAUCUACGAAGAGACUCGAGGUGUCCUCAAGUCCUUCCUCGAGGGUGUCAUCCGUGACGCAGUCACCUACACCGAGCACGCCAAGCGCAAGACCGUCACCUCUCUCGACGUCGUCUACGCUCUGAAGCGACAGGGCCGCACCCUGUACGGUUUCGGUGGUUAAGCGCGUUCACUUCCCGCCUUUGCCAAGGAUUUGCUGCGCUCGCUAUAUAUCGGCCCGUUCCGCUCAACGAUAUAAGUCAGAAGCAAGUCGAAGCAAAACCGGAAGUACCGCGAUGAACUGGGGAGGAUAGUGACAUUAAAGGGAUUGGCAUGAUACACAACAUUCUGACAAUGGCGUUGGUGGUUUUCACGUUUACGGUUUCAUGGUCUUCGCGAUGACUUUUGAGAGAUGGCGCCUGAAGGACAGGCCGCCCGAUGACUUGCUACGGCAGUAACUGAAUUUAAUUGCAUCGCUUUUAUGCUUUGCUAUGAACACAA